Messenger RNA from Penicillium brevicompactum, 1650 nucleotides. RefSeq lists its product as uncharacterized. Gene Ontology annotation, molecular function: zinc ion binding; guanine deaminase activity. Gene Ontology annotation, cellular component: cytosol. Bases 1 to 1650 code for a protein of 549 amino acids. The record is from RefSeq and is a predicted model, not a curated record. NCBI's taxonomy places the organism in Eukaryota, Fungi, Ascomycota, Eurotiomycetes, Eurotiales, Aspergillaceae. The transcript is spliced from 2 exons. Gene Ontology annotation, biological process: guanine metabolic process.
AUGUUUCUAAAUUCCUCCAGGUUGUCUAUAAGUGUGUCCGCCAUAUGGGUGGCAUUGACAUUGUUCAAUGCCUGUGCCCUGGCCGCGACCUACCCUUACACCGUGUAUCGUGGCACAUUCGUUCAAUUGCCCCGACUGAACUCGAGCUCGACAAAGCCCGAGUUGGCCCGUACCCAAGGUGCUCUCUGGGUUGGAACUGAUGGCCGUAUCAAAGGAUAUGACUGGAGUGUUCACGACGACGCCAGCUUCAAAUCGUUCCUCUCAAGCCACGGCUGGGCCGAUGCCGAUGCCAGCAAUGCAAACGCCAAGGCAACCAAGGUCAAAAUUGUGAAGUCCAAUGAUGAACGUAAUGAAUUCUUCUUCCCUGGUUUCAUUGACACCCACAUCCACGCCCCACAGUUCCCUAAUAUUGGACUCUUUGGAUCAUCCGGUCUGCUCGACUGGCUGAACGAGUACACUUUCCCUGUGGAAGCCAGCUUCGGCGCCAAGUCGGACCCCAAGAACCAGCAGACUGAUCCGAAGAAGACGCCACCAGAAGGCCUUCGUGUUUACGACCAAGUCGUAGCACGCACUCUGGCCCACGGCACAACAUGCGCUUCGUACUUUGCAACCAUCCAUGUCCCAGCAACAAAUGCACUUGCUGCCCUCUGUCACUCCCACGGUCAGCGCGCCUUCAUCGGCCGUGUCUGCAUGGAUAACAAAGACCAAUGCCCAUCGUACUACGUCGACCAGUCAGCCGAGCAGGGUUUCAAUGCCACAAAGUCAACCAUCGACUACAUCCACACUCUUGACCCCAAGGGCACAUUGAUCAACCCAAUCAUCACCCCCAGAUUCGCCCCCAGUUGUUCAAAGGAGUCCCUCGAUGGCCUCGGCAAGCUCGCAGCCUCCUACUCCCCACCUCUGCACAUCCAAACGCACAUCUCGGAGUCAACUUCGGAAGUCGAGCUCGUCCAGAAGCUAUUCCCCGACUCGACCAGCUACGCUGACGUCUACGACAAGUCCAAUCUCCUCACAAACAGAACCAUUCUGGCUCACGGCGUCCACCUCACCAAAGAAGAGCUAACACUCAUCCGCACCCGAGGAUCAAAAGUCGCUCACUGCCCAGCCUCCAACUCUGCCCUCGGCUCCGGUCUCGCUCCCGUCCGCUUCAUGCUCGACCAAGGCGUCACAGUCGGUCUGGGCACUGAUGUUAGCGGCGGCUACAGCCCCAGUAUCCUGGAGGCAGCCCGCCAGGCCAGUCUCAUCUCUCGCCUCGUGCAAUACAGCUCCGAGUACCAGGACGAAACUGGUAACAAGACAUCCGACGGAAGCGAGAAGCUGACUGUCGAUGAGGCUUUGUACCUUGCUACGCGCGGAGGCGCCGCAGUCGUUGACAUGGCCGCUGAUCUUGGCGGCUUUGAUAAGGGUAUGAUCUGGGAUGCGCAGUUGAUUGAGCUUGGUGCUGUCAAGAACAGCACUACUAGUCCUCUUGAUGCCUCCUCUACCAAUGCCCUUGUUUCUCGUGCUGUUGCGACUGGCACCGUUGGCAAUGUGGAUCUGUUUGGCGAUGAGACCUGGCAGGAACAGAUCCAGAAGUGGAUGUGGAGUGGCGAUGAUCGCAAUGUGAAGAACGUCUGGGUUCAGGGAAAGCUGGUUCACACCAGAAAGUAG